AUGACUGACGAUAGUUCUGCAGAACGGCAAGCUUUAAAAGCUGCUUUUCCAGCAUCAACUUUACUACUGUGCGCAUUUCACGUUUGUCAGGCUUUGUGGAGAUGGUUGUGGGAGAGUAAACAUCAAAUAGAAAAAUCUGAAAGGCAGGCUAAAAUGCUUAAAUUUAGAACCGUUCUUUUUUCUCAUGAUGAAGAAGAAGCUAAAAGAGGAAUGGAUGAAUUAUGUAAUGAUGACCAUGAACAAUUUUCCAAACAUAUGAAGUCAUUAAGAUGCAGAAUGAACGAGUGGGCAAUUUGCUAUCGACAAACAUAUUCAACUUACGGUCACAACACAAAUAAUAUAAUCGAAUCAUCUAUAAGAAUUUUUAAGGAUGUGGUACUGGAACGUUUUAAAGUUUAUGAUGGAUUUGAACACUGUGAAUGUGCGUUUGGUCAAGGAGGUAAAUUUUGUAAACAUAUUUGUGCCAUACAGUUGAAUGGAUUUAACAUCGAAAAUGUUGUAAAUUUAUCAAUGAAACAUAUAAUUGAAUUAGGUAACCUUGCUAUUGGUAAAGAUUUGGAUCAUACGUUUAUGGAACCAAUGGACCUCGCAAAUGAUAUCGUUUCUACUAAUAAUUCCAAGGAGAAAAAAACUUCUGAAGAAAACAUGUCAACUUUUUUCAAUUCUAUGUUACCUGCUGAUGAAAGUAUAACUGAACAUGAAACGCAAAAUAAUAUGGAAAAUAAUGGCUAUGAACAACAUUUAAAUUUAGAAAUCAAUGUAUUACAAAAUAACAUCGACCGAAUAAAAAACAUUGCUCAAAGUAACCCUAACAGUUUGAUGCUCAAAAAUAUAAAACAGUUUAACAAACAAUCGGAAAAAAUAACAUCAUUAUAUGAUUUGGUUGAUUUUAAUUUCAAUAAGCUUCGUCGUGCAAAUCUUAUCGGAACACAGCCAACUUCCAGAUCCAGGCGCAAACGACUAAUAACUUCUGGUGCUAAACGCAUCCAAGCAGGACGACCGUCUUCUAAAGAACAAAACUUCAAGCAAAGGAAAAAACAGAAGGUUCGAAGUCUAGGUAAAAAUUUACUAAACAAUUUGCCACAUGCUAAAUCUCAUUAA
Molecule: messenger RNA, 1101 nt
Organism: Macrosiphum euphorbiae (potato aphid)
Lineage: Eukaryota; Metazoa; Arthropoda; Insecta; Hemiptera; Aphididae
Source: the annotation of a GenBank genome assembly